This is a messenger RNA of Anarrhichthys ocellatus (wolf-eel), 4682 nucleotides long. RefSeq names its product discoidin domain receptor family, member 2, like (gene ddr2l). Lineage: Eukaryota; Metazoa; Chordata; Actinopteri; Perciformes; Anarhichadidae. The transcript is spliced from 19 exons. The coding region runs from base 518 to 3232 and encodes 904 amino acids. The record is from RefSeq and is a predicted model, not a curated record. Gene Ontology annotation, molecular function: ATP binding; collagen binding; protein tyrosine kinase collagen receptor activity. Gene Ontology annotation, biological process: positive regulation of kinase activity; positive regulation of phosphatidylinositol 3-kinase/protein kinase B signal transduction; cell surface receptor protein tyrosine kinase signaling pathway. Gene Ontology annotation, cellular component: plasma membrane; signaling receptor complex.
UGGGUCAGCCGUCAUGCAGCAGAAACAUGUUGAAAUGAGGAUGUUUAUGUAGGUUCUGUGUCUUCAUAGAUUUCUAAAUGAGGUUGGUUCCACAAAGCAUGAUGAGAAGAUCAGAAAUGUGUCAAAUUAAUAACUGAGUUGUACACAAAGACUUUGGGCAGAGUGGAUCUAAUUACAAUCUGUCCCUUCACUUUCAUUUGACAUGAAUAUUAGUCUUUUAUUUCUUGAUACUCUUGAACAUGAGAUGAUGGUGAGGGCAGGUGAUAGAAACACGUCUGGUAAAGAUCUGGUAAACCUCGUUUAACAUCAGUUAGAGAUCAAACGACCUGCAGGGAACCACAUAAUAAGUAUAAACACGGGAUGAACAACUUGUGGAAGAUGAUUUGAACGCAGCCUAACUUGUUAGUUUUGUUGAGUUGUCGUGAUAUUUCACUCUGAAACGUGCUGAUAGUCAUUGUGAUUCUCUGUCUGUCUCUCAGAGAUGUAGCAUGUGUGUUGGUGUGAUCGGUGGACCAUCAUGCACCUCUUCGUGCUGCUGAUCCUUCAAGCCACAGCAGCCUUCGGACAGAUCGACCCCGCACACUGUCGCUAUGCCCUGGGCAUGGAGGAUGGACGGAUUAAAGACGAUGACAUCACAGCAUCCAGCCAAUGGUACGAGACCACGGGACCACAGUACGCCAGGUUGAACCGUGAGGAGGGAGAUGGAGCCUGGUGUCCUGAGGGUCAGCUGGAGCCUUCAGACAGUCAGUACCUGCAGGUGGACCUGGGCAGGUUGACCUUCCUGACGGUGGUCGGGACUCAGGGACGAUACGCCAGGUACUCCGGGAACGAGUUCGCCCGAGCUUACCGCCUCAACUACAGCCGGGACGGCCUGCUGUGGAAGUCCUGGAGCAACCGGCUGGGCAACACGGUGAUGGAGGGCAACAAGAACGCCUACACCUCCAUCAUCAACGACCUGCACCCCCCCAUCGUGUCCCGCUACGUCCGGCUGAUCCCCGUCACCAAACUCUCCACCACGGUGUGCAUGAGGGUGGAGCUGUACGGCUGUCAGUGGGAAGACGGUCUGAUCUCCUACGCCGCUCCGGAGGGUCAGCUCAUGAUGCCGCCCGGUUACCCCAUCGCCAGCCUCAACGACUCCACGUAUGACGGACCACAUGAGAGGAGGAGGCUGUUCGGCGGUCUGGGCCAGCUGACGGACGGUGUGAUCGGCCUGGACGACUUCCUGCUGACGCGUCAGUACCACGUGUGGCCGGGCUACGACUAUCUGGGCUGGAGGAACGACUCGCUGGGCAGUCUGGGAUACGUGGAGAUGGAGUUUGUGUUCGACAGGCAGAGGAACUUCACCUCCAUGAAGGUUCACAGUAACAACAUGUUCUCCCGCGGAGUGAAGAUCUUCUCCUCCGUUUCCUGUUGGUUUAAGCCCCGCCUCAUCGCCGGCUGGGAAGUGGAGCCUGUGGCGUUCAAGACGGUGCUGGACGACAGGAACCCGAGCGCCCGCUACGUCACCGUGCCGCUCAACCGCCGCGCCGGCAAAUCCCUCCGCUGCCGCUUUGACUUCGCUGAUGUCUGGAUGAUGUUCAGCGAGAUCUCCUUUCAGUCGGAGGACACCGUACUCCCGACCCCGGUGACUCUGGGGACGACCUCGUCUCCACUUAAGAGAGAGAGCACCAUGGCGACCCCACCUGAGACAGCAGCCAGUCCAUCAGCCAGCGAUCCGCCCGACGACGGGAACACGCCCAUCCUGAUUGGCUGCCUAGUGACCAUCAUCAUGCUGCUCGUCAUCAUCAUCUUCCUCAUCCUCUGGUGCCAGUACGUCUGCAAGGUGCUGGAGAAGGCUCCGCGUCGGAUCCUUGACGAGGACGUGACGGUUCGUCUGUCCUCCUGCAGCGACACCAUCAUCCUCCAGACCCCCCCUGUGCCCCCCCGCUCUGGCCACGCCCCCACAGGCCUCACCAACACCGACCCUCACUACGAGAGAGUCUUCCUGUUGGACCCUCAGUACCAGAACCCGGCGGCGCUGAGGAACAAGCUGCCGGAGCUGUCGCAGAGCGCCGAGGCGUCAGCUCUCCUCCUCCUCGGUAACCCUCUCUACGACCUCCUCCUGCUGACUUCCUGUCACAUGACGUCAGGCUGGCUGCGUGCGUGCGGUGGAGGCUACGCCGAGCCCGACGUCACCCAGUGCACGCCGCACCAGUGUUUCCACAGCAACGCGCCGCACUACGCCGAGACGGACAUCGUGCGCCUGCAGGGCGUCACCGGCAGCAACAUGUACGCCGUGCCCGCCCUCACCGUCGACUCACUCACCAGGAAGGACAUCUCCGCCGCAGAGUUCCCGCGGCAACAGCUGAUCUUCAGGGAGAAGCUGGGGGAGGGGCAGUUUGGAGAGGUCCACCUGUGCGAGGCCGAGGGACUCCCAGAAUUCCUUGGGGAGGGGUCUCCUCUCCCUGACAGGGAUGGGCGGUCAGUACUCGUGGCCGUUAAACAGCUGAGGGCCGACGCCACCAGCCAAGCCAGGAACGACUUCCUGAAGGAGAUAAAGAUCAUGUCCCGUCUGAACGACCCCAACAUCAUCCGACUGCUGUGCGUGUGCGUGUCGUCCGACCCGCUGUGCAUGGUGACCGAGUACAUGGAGAACGGAGACCUCAACAUGUUCCUGUCGCAGCGGGAGAUCGAGAGCACGCUGACGCACGCCAACAACAUCCCCUCAGUCAGUCUGUCCGACCUCCUCCACAUGUCGGUGCAGAUCUCGUCGGGGAUGAAGUACCUGGCGUCCCUGAACUUCGUGCACCGCGACCUGGCCACCAGGAACUGCCUGCUGGACCGCCGCCUCACCAUCAAGAUCGCCGACUUCGGGAUGAGCCGGAACCUGUACAGCAGCGACUACUACCGCAUCCAGGGCCGGGCGGUGCUGCCCAUCCGAUGGAUGGCCUGGGAGAGCAUCCUGCUGGGUAAGUUCACCACGGCCAGUGACGUGUGGGCGUUCGGCGUCACCCUGUGGGAGAUCUUCACUCUGUGCAAGGAGCAGCCCUACAGCCUGCUGUCCGACGAACAGGUCAUAGAGAACACUGGCGAGUUCUUCAGGAACCAGGGCCGACAGAUCUUCCUCUACGGCCCUCCGCUCUGCCCGCCUUCACUCUUCGAGCUGAUGAUGCGUUGUUGGAGUCGCGACAUACCCGACCGGCCCACUUUUGAGGGACUCUACCAGGCCCUGAGGCCCCACGUCAACCAGUGAGCCGAGGCCACUGGGAGGUACUUACUCGUGUAGGACGACAGACUGACACGAGAAGACCGAGGACUGGAAUUAUGCUACGAGAGUAAGACGCGUUCAGAGGGAAUGAAGAAGCUGGCAGAACUGUGGUCAGAAGGUUUGUUUGGUGGUAACAGCAGCAGCUCUACCCUGAGAGACAAGAUGGAGGUAGAAGAGAAGGCUGGUCAACUCGGAGGAAACCCAAACCUGUCAGUCGGUAGUGAACAAAGCUUUCUAAGCUUUUUAAAGCUUUCUAUCAUUUCUGAUGUCACAGUUUCUUCCGUCUCUUUAAAUCUCCUUUGACCAAAACGUCUUGUCGGACCUUUUCACACAUCUCUCUUUAUUACGUUGUUUUGAUGCCAAAGGUGCCGUAAGCUUUAUAUUCUUCUUCUGUUAACCUGGACAGACUUUUCAGUGUUGGGAGUGUCUCCUCUCCCUGUGUUUUAUUGUUUUAUUUUAUUGUUAUGUAAAGCACUGUCUGUGUCUCUCAGUUAUUCAUGUUCAUAUAUUAACCCACACUGGAGCUAGGGUUAGGGUCAGAUUGUAGUUUAGCUUUAUUUUUAGAUUUUUAUUCUGUUUUCUUGUUUUACAGUGUUUCACUUCUGUUGGUCUCUGUGUGGAUAUGAAUGUUGUCCAGCUGAGGCUGACUUCAUAUUGAAACCUGUGUGGUCGGUGGGUAGUUAGUGGAGGAAGUCGGUUUGAGGCACACUGAAACCAAAUAACAACAGAAAUGUGUUGUGCUGAUUUAGUUGCCAAAGAGAAAUAAAGAGUGGAAGUGAUAACACAAUGACAUGAUUACAUUAGUAAAACUCAAUGUACCAUUAUCAUCUGCCAGUGGGUGGAUUGGAGUGAGUUCAUUCAAAGUGCCUUAAAGUUGUAGCAUGAGUGGGAAUCAAGCCACCGUUAACACGGUGAGGAUCUCACUUUACCCGUGUGUCUGUUUGUGCUGCGGCCUAAAAGAUGUAAGGACAUUUACAAGAUAACUAGUGUUUCCAGCUGUCCUGUAUUAGUGUAUUAGCUGGGACGUCCCAUAUUUUGGGCUUAAUUCAUUUUUCCCAUACCGAACCUCCCAACGUCCAUAUUUUGACUGCUACUCUAGUCUGACGGCGCUCUUACAGAUCUUAUAUAUAUAUAUAUAUAUAUAUCACCUGUUAUCCAGUCACACGCCCCAUAAUGCGCAUUAGUUGUAUGUUCGGUGUAAAUGAUCAAUCUUCUACCAGGUGAAGCUGAUUGGUCAACAUUGCAGCUGGAUAAAUGAAGGUGCGAUCGAGGUUUCAGGCAAAUCAUCAAUCAAUAAUUCAACAUCGUUGUCCAAUGUGUAAGUUGUUUAGCACAUUUCAAUUUUUUGAUUUCAUAAUUCUAUGUCCCAUUCUUUACUGUUUCAGUCUCUCAUCAGUGUGAGUGUGUGUUACAUGUGUAGUGUGAGUGUGUAUUA